AAGCCGGAUAUCUCCGUGGACAAUUCCUUUUUUCCAGAUAACGACAUUGGACGUGGUUCGCAUAAUAUCCUGUGUGUGCGGCAAGCAUUCCAGCAGGCCUAUUCGAUACUCAAUCAGAUUUUCAUUCGAACACGUGACUACUGGCCCGGUUUGUGUCAGCGAUUUCCCGGUUCAACACUAUCACUGAUCAUAAAAAUUCCACCCAGUUUGGUCAGUUAUCGCGAUUGGCUUCGUGGACGUGUCAUAUCGAAUUGUUCAUCGUCACCAUCGCAAUUUGUGCUGGAACGUGCUUUCUUUCAAUCCUAA
Messenger RNA from Gongylonema pulchrum, 306 nucleotides. The record is from the annotation of a GenBank genome assembly. Lineage: Eukaryota; Metazoa; Nematoda; Chromadorea; Rhabditida; Gongylonematidae.